Choloepus didactylus (southern two-toed sloth) is the source of this 2466-nucleotide messenger RNA. RefSeq names its product galectin 3 binding protein (gene LGALS3BP). The transcript is spliced from 7 exons. Lineage: Eukaryota; Metazoa; Chordata; Mammalia; Pilosa; Megalonychidae. Gene Ontology annotation, cellular component: extracellular matrix; membrane. Gene Ontology annotation, molecular function: protein binding. Bases 91 to 2148 code for a protein of 685 amino acids. The record is from RefSeq and is a predicted model, not a curated record.
GUUAUCAAGUCCUCAAAACCCUGGUUGGAGCUGAGAGGAGAGGGGCCCCCGGGAGCAUUCCGUCAGCAGCCAACCCCAGCAGGAGGCGUCAUGUGGUUUCUAGAAAUCGAAACCAGACUGUUUCCUGAAGCAUUUCCCAGGCCUGGGCCAGCCUGGCCACGCUCCCUUCUGGGAGGGUGUUCUCCACAGAGGACCGGCCCGCAGAGCGGCAAGGGCUCCAGGGCAGCCACUGGUACUCACUUUGGGCAGGUUCAACUCCUGAGCCCAGGAACCAUCGUUGCUGCUCCCAGAGAUCCCCAGGGCCCCUGUGCACAGUUGGGCAGGUUGUGCACUGCACAAGGGCACCUAGCCAGAGAGAGUUGGGGGUGCCCAGGCCCGGCCAUGGCCCUCCCACGGCUCUUCUGGAUGUGGCUGCUGUUCGCGGGGACCCGAGGCGCGAAGGAUGGAGAUGUGCGGCUGGCGGACGGGGAUGCCCCCAACGCUGGCCGUGUGGAGAUCUUCCACCAAGGCCAGUGGGGCACGGUGUGUGACCACCUGUGGGACCUGGACGAUGCCAGAGUUGUCUGCCGAGCCCUGGGCUUCCAGAAUGCCAGCCAGGCUCUGGGUGGAGCCGCUUUUGGGCCAGGGGCCGGUCCCAUCAUGCUGGACGAGAUCCAGUGCGUCGGGGAUGAACCCUCACUGGCCAGCUGCCAGUCCCUGGGCUGGCUGAACAACUUCUGUGGGCACGAGCGGGAUGCCGGCGUGGUCUGCUCGAACGAAACCCACACGGAUCCCAGCGCCCACACCUUUGACCUCUCCGGCGAGCUCUCCGACGCCCUUGGCCAAAUCUUCGACAACCAGCAGGGCUGUGACCUGACCAUCCAGGCGAAGGUGAAGAACGGGGAGGAGGGCCCGAGCCUCUGCGCCCACAGGCUCAUCCUCUGCGCCCACAGGCUCAUCCUCGCCACCAACCCCGAGGCGCAGGCCCUGGCCGCGGAGCCAGGGGGCAACGUCACCCUGAGCGUGGACGCCGAGUGCGUGCCCGUCUUCAGGGACUUCAUCAGGUAUCUCUACACCCGAAGGGUGACCGUCUCCUUGGCGUCCGUGAAGUGCUUCCACAAGCUCGCCUCGUCCUGCGGGGCCACGGAGCUGCAGAGCUUCUGCGGGAGCCUCUUUGCCAUCCUCCUUCCCCAGGACCUGUCCUUCCAGACGGCCCUGGACCUCUAUGCCUACGCCCUGUCCACCCGGGACGCCCUGCUGGAGGAGCUCUGCGUGCAGUUCCUGGCCUGGAACUUCCAGGCCCUGACCCAGGCCGAGGCCUGGCCGAGCGUCCCCUUGGGCCUGCUACAUGUCCUGCUCCCCAAGAGCGAGCUGGCCCUGCCCAGCGAGCUGGCCCUGCUGAAGGCCGUGGACGCCUGGAGCCAGGCGAGGGGCGCCUCCGCGGCGGAGACGGAGGGCUUGCUGGAGCACAUCCGCUUCCCCAUGAUGCAGCCCGAGGAGCUCUUUGAGCUGCAGUUCAACGGGUCCCUGUUCUGGAGCCACGAGGCGCUGUUUCAGAAGAAGACGCUGCAGGCCCUGCAGUUCCACACCGUGCCCCUCAGGCUGCUGGCCCAGCACACAGGCCUGAACCUCACCGCGGCCCCCUACCAGCCCCGGAUUUACACGUCAGCCACCUGGAGCGCCACCGUCACCAGCGGCUCCUGGAAUACGUGGCCAGCGUAUGAGCCCUACGCUAGAAAAUACGCUUACACCCGUGCCCCCCGUCACUACGGGUACUACCCCUACCAGUCUUUCCAGACCCCUCAACACCCCAGCUUCAUCUUCCGGGACAAGCUCCUGCCCUGGUCCCUUGUCUACCUCCCCACCGUCCAGAGCUGCUGGGACUACGGGAUCUCCUGCUCCGUGGAUGAGCUCCCCGUCCUGGGCCUCAGCAGGUCCGGCUACCCGGAUGCCAACAUCGGCUACGGAAACAAAGCCCUGAUGCUCUGUGACAGGGGCUUUGUGGCAGGUGUCACCGAUUUCCAGGACCAGAAAGCCCUGAUCCCCAGCGGCCUGAGCCCCAAUAGCUCCAGCAGCCCUCUCUUCUUCCCCUGCCCCGCGGGGAACUUCAGCGUCUUCCGGGCAGUCAUCCGCCCGUCCUACCUGACCAACUCCACCGGCGGGGACUAGCGGGCCUGGCCCAGGGGCCAGAAAUGCCCCCGCGGCCGCGGGCACCUCCUCCACCUCCGUCCUCUCUGCAGCCACCUCCUGCCAGCGGCCACCAGGUGUCUCCCCUGCUCCCGUUGAGCCCUGAGCUUUAAGAAACCCCCGGAAGCUUCCAGCUGCUGCUCACCAAGGGGGCCGAGUGCUCCCAGCUCUCCCACGGGGUCGCUGAGUGUGGUCGCUGUGGAAUUUCCCCACGUCCGCUUUCGGUUUCCCAGCUCACUGUUCUCACUUGUCACUGAUCAUUAAAAUUGUCCGGGGCCCCCGUGUGGGGUCACUCAUGCA